Messenger RNA from Cyanidioschyzon merolae strain 10D, 1107 nucleotides. Its product is annotated as 2C-methyl-D-erythritol 2,4-cyclodiphosphate synthase. Gene Ontology annotation, molecular function: 2-C-methyl-D-erythritol 2,4-cyclodiphosphate synthase activity; phosphoribosyl-ATP diphosphatase activity. The transcript has a single exon. Gene Ontology annotation, biological process: terpenoid biosynthetic process; L-histidine biosynthetic process. The coding region runs from base 1 to 1107 and encodes 368 amino acids. The record is from RefSeq and is a predicted model, not a curated record. Lineage: Eukaryota; Rhodophyta; Bangiophyceae; Cyanidiales; Cyanidiaceae.
AUGUUUCUGGCUCCGACAAUACACUUCACGCACAGAAAACACCGCAUUGGAACCCUCGGGAACCGAGUAGUAGCUCGCUACCAUCGACCGUGCACCAACGUUCCAAAACCGCGAGCCCGUGUUCCGUCUCUUCAACGCCGGCUCUCAGUUCAAGCGUCGGCUCUCAGAGUGGGCCACGGCUUUGAUCUGCAUCGCCUGGAACCUGGACUACCUCUGAUUCUCGGUGGUGUGCGUCUCGAGCACGAUCGUGGUUGCGCAGCGCACUCGGACGGCGACGCCGUCUACCACGCUGUUACGGACGCGAUUUUGGGUGCCUUGGCACUGCCGGACAUUGGCCAGCUUUUCCCGGACACCGACCCCCAAUGGAAAGGGGCAACUUCGGAUGUUUUUCUCCGGGCAGCCGGGGCUAUGAUGCUUCAACAGGGGUACCGCAUCGCGAACCUCGACGUUACUGUCAUUCUGGAACGGCCCAAGCUCGCCCCGCACAAAGAACAAAUACGCCAGAAUAUAGCGGGACUUUUGGGGCUUAGUCUCGAACAAGUGAAUUUGAAAGCAAAAACACACGAAAAAGUAGAUAGCAUCGGGGAGAAUCGCAGCGUCGGCUGUCACGCCAUGAUCCUACUCGAGCGUCAACCGCUCGGGAACAGUGACGAGCCUUCCACGUCCGCAUCCGAAAGCUUCGCAUCAUCAGCAAGCGGUGCUCCCAACGCUGCAUCUCCUAAUAGUCUGGAAUCGGGUGUGUUUGCCGCACUCGCAGCGACGCUCUCUCGAGUCCAUGAAGUGAUCGAGUCACGACGGUCAGCAGACCCGGAGAAAUCAUGGACAGCGAAGCUCUUCGCGAAAGGACGCCAUAAAAUCGCCCAGAAAGUCGGCGAGGAAGCGCUUGAAGUGGCACUAGAUGCUGUGCAAAAUCGACCUGAUCGCGUCGUGGAAGAAAGCGCCGACCUGUUGUACCACCUUUUGGUACUGUGGGCGGAUCUGGGAGUCCAUCCCAACCAGAUCGCAGCGGAGCUUGAAAAGCGACAAGGCAAAAGCGGUUUACGCGAAAAGCAGCAUCGCAAUGAAUACAAGGACACAAAGGAGCAGCAUGAUUUGGUGCAGCACUAA